GUAUGCACAACACCCUGCCCGGUCCAUCUAUAGUUAUAUCUGCAGAUAUAUCUACAGUGUGCUGUGUACCCAGCAUUAGAGAUAUGAUGAGACCAGAGCUGCCUGGCACACUGCAGGGAACCCAGUCCUUGGCAUCUCCUCUCCAGAAGCAUGCAGGCAGUUCCCCAUGCACAGCACCAGAGUGACACUGCUGAAAGCAAGCAUCGGAAGUCACCCAAAGCCAUGGAGGAGGACGGGUGGACCUGUCCUUCCUUAGCAUGUUCAGUGCAGGAGGGAGAGCUUGCAGGCACAAAUGAUUUAGGACGGGCUCCGUUAAGGGGGGCAAUCGCUUCAAGCCAACCCCUUGAAUCCGCCACGGAUUCCUGGAUGAUUACCAUACAGUACCUGAUUCUGUUCAGAGGCUUCUACUUUCACGCCUGUCUGCAGCAGCGCUGUUUGCGUUGCUUAGUAACAGAAGACGCCAUCUUGGUAUAUGACGUCACUAAUGUGCGCCGCCCGCACCCGGAAGUACUCGGCAAGGUCUGAGAGUCAAGUGCACCAGUCGGUUGUGUCUGCAAAGGGUCAACAUGGGAUUACUAGAAUCAGUAAUAACAUCGUAUAGCCUCCUCCUGUGCUGUGUGUCUGCUCGGGCAAGUCAUGUAUUCCUGCAGGGUAUAUGAAUACUGUAGUACACUGUAUUAUACGUUUGGUGGUACUCGUGAAACUACCAUUGAGCGAGACUGGCAGUAGAGAUCUCAUUACAACAUGUAUUAUAGUCAGGAGAUAUAUGCAGUAUACUACAGCUGCUGUAUAAAUUGCAGGUGAAAUCUCCAGAAGCCAUGGGUCAAGGUACAGUGAGGAAGGCCCUUACUAUUUUGUUGGUAGGAGAGGGGAACUUUUCUUUUUCUGCAUCCCUCUGUGAUGCCAGCCAGGGGAAGGAUCUCAUUGUAGCCACCUGCUAUGAGACAGAAGAUACCAAAUCUCAGCGGCCUAUUGCCUGGGGCAAUGUUCAGCAUCUUCGCAGUAAAGGAGCUGUGGUUCACUUUGGAGUGGAUGCUACAAGGCUGAAAGACUACGCUUUUCUCAGCAAUCAAAGUUACGACAGAAUUAUAUUUAACUUCCCACACUGCGGCAGGAAAGCUGGAGUGAAGAAGAACAGGGAUUUGCUGUCCAAUUUUUUUCGCAGCUGUGCAGAUAUUCUUGCUCAGGAAGGGGACAUCCAUGUGGCAUUAUGUCAAGGACAAGGUGGCACUCCAGCUGAUCACCCUAAGAGGGAAUGGCACAACAGCUGGCAAGUGGUUGCCAUGGCAGCAAAGGCAGAAUUAAUCCUGAGUGCAGUGGUCCCAUUUCAAUCAGAUCAGUACUAUGGUUAUCAAAGCACCGGAUACAGGAGCCAGGAUAAAUCAUUCCACAUGGGUGGUGCUGUGGACCACGUAUUCACCAGAAGUUUACCACUGGAGAACCUGGCAGCAUUGCGUCUGAUUGACAGAUUAACCACCUGCCCUGUGUCUGUCCAGGAUCCAGCAUACAAGGAUGGUACAGCAGACAGGUAUUCUCUUGGACAGGACUUGUGCCAUCCCGUCAGUGUGCUCUAUGAAGAACUGCUCGUGUCUUUUAAAGAUAAACUUCCAGUUAACAUUUUAGAGGACACAUUCCCUCUCAUUUGUGAGACCGGCAAUCUUACUUCUGUUCCCAAAUAUUCAGGGACUAAUACCAAUAUCUACUAUGUGAUGACUGAUGAGAGCAAGAUACCAGCUGGGAGCUCUGACCAUAUACAGGAGAGGCAGAUAUGUGCAUCCCAACAGAGCCUGGAACAAGGACUACACUCAUCCAAUAUUUCUACUGACCAGGCCACAAGGCUAUAUUACCUGAGGUCCUCUCUGGCAUGUUUCAUUGAUGACAUAAUACAGAAAUCCAGCUCUACGCCCAGCUGUCUGUCUGUUUUGAGUGGACACGUUUUCAGAAAGUGUUUGAUCUCUUCAUGGACCAUGCCAGUUUACCGUGAAGCUCUCCUGCUGCUGGGUUAUCAGAGUGACUCGUUGACAUCCCAGGUCCAGCUGCUGAUGGAUACCAUUGAGAACGCUGUGGACUCCGUUGUGGCAUCAGUGUACAGUGGCAUAACAGGAACUGCGAGUGACAAAUUAGAAAAUAGUAAAAACCAUUCUAGGAGAAGCACCUUAACGUUUCAUCCAAAAAGUGCGGUAGAUUAUGUGAUUACUGCGUCGCCAGCUAACUGUGAUCAAAUAGUCGGAACAGUGAAGGUUCUUCCUCCGGGAUCUCAACCCAACAGCCUUGGUUUCCUUUUGACAACUUUAAAUCUAGACUUAAUGGCCAUGUGUCUAUUGGCCAUAGAAGACUGGCGAAUGCUUUGGUCAGCUGAUGAACGAUUCAUGCAGCAAUACAAUCAACGUCUGCUGAAACCCUUUCACAGCUUUUCCCUGCAUCCUCCGUAUUACAUCCAUGAUGUAAGUUUCUGGGUUGAUGGUGACUCUGCAUUUGAGGAAGUAGAAUUUCACACUAUAGCGCGGAGAGUGUCUAUGGGAACCAUUGUCAGUGUGCAGCUGCAGGACAAGUAUGAGGAUGGGAAAGCGGGUAAGACCGGUCUGUGUUACCGGUUGACCUAUCAGUCCUGUGAUCGGGCUCUCAGUUAUGAGUCUGCAUUAGAAAUGCAGUUACUAUUACGGGGUGAGCUGCAGAGGUGUUUGCACGUUACUAUGAGGUAGACUAGCACUUGACAGUAGUGGAGGGUGACCUGAUGAGUGCGGUAUUCUCAAACGAUUGGAAUAAGCGCUGCCAAUAAAAACAAGGAAGGCUAAUAAUAAAGCACAGAUUAAAAAGGUGGAGUUCAAUUGUUUAGAUGCAACCAAAUGUUGCUGUAUACCACUAUCAGUAAUGGGAUGUAGAAAGAAAGCAUAAGCAAUGACAACUGACCAACGAGAGAUACAGUAUGGCUAUUUACAUGGGCAAUGUAGAGAGAUGGGCAGUACUGGCACAUAUUAAAUACAGGGAGCACCAGGUUGGGUAAAUAUUUUUAUGUGCAAGCAGAAAAUCCUUAGCAGCGGUAAAACUAACAUCGUAUGUCAGCAAAAAAUCCUGUACAGCGGUAAAAUGUGCAGAUACAGAGCGUGGCUACAGUACUUUCUGUAAUCCACAGUUUUGUUUUCCUCUGUUUCUUUUUUCUUUUAUUUAUUUUUUACAAAUAAAAUACUAUUUUAUGCUUA
Molecule: messenger RNA, 3200 nt
Organism: Pseudophryne corroboree (corroboree frog)
Lineage: Eukaryota; Metazoa; Chordata; Amphibia; Anura; Myobatrachidae
Gene: FDXACB1
Product: ferredoxin-fold anticodon binding domain containing 1
Exons: 6
Coding region: 819-2702 (627 amino acids)
Biological process (GO): rRNA base methylation
Cellular component (GO): cytoplasm
Molecular function (GO): rRNA (uridine-N3-)-methyltransferase activity
Source: RefSeq, a predicted model, not a curated record